AUGCAAACCAUUAGCAAUCUGGGGUGGAACACAACAGAUGAUUCACUCCGUACCGCGUUCGCCGAGUAUGGCCAGGUUUUAGAUUCGAUUGUUAUGCGCGAUCGCGACACGGGGCGCUCAAGAGGAUUUGGCUUUGUUACAUACAGCAAUGGGCAGGAAGCUGAGCAAGCAAUCAAUGCGCUGCACGAGCAAGAACUCGAUGGGCGUCGAAUCAAAGUAAAUCUUGCCAAUGCUCGUCCUAGUGGUGGUGGCGGAGGAGGCGGUGGUUAUUCAGGCGGUGGUGGAGGUUACUCGGGUGGUUAUUAG
This is a messenger RNA of Fusarium sp. VM40, 306 nucleotides long. The record is from the annotation of a GenBank genome assembly. NCBI's taxonomy places the organism in Eukaryota, Fungi, Ascomycota, Sordariomycetes, Hypocreales, Nectriaceae.